AUGCCACCAUCGACUUGGUUGGUCAUCGGCGCGUCAAGAGGCAUAGGCCUCGAAUUUGUGCGUCAAUUGCUUGAACAGGGCAACCAGGUGAUUGCAGCAGUGCGAAAUGUUCAGACAGCCAACCAGAUUUGGCAGUUGUCUGCGCACACAACGAGGCCCGCUGCCUGUUUGAUUGAGCAAUGCGAUGUCACGAAUGAAGCCAGCAUUGAUAGUUUUGUGAGUCGAAUGGCAGGACUUGUGUCUAAGGGGAUGAGGAUUGAAAACCUUGUGUUGAACGCUGGUGUCCUGAAAUACCCCAAUAGGGCCACUGAAAUAUCAUUUAGCGACUUUGCACUCCACCUGCACACCAACACGAUCGGACCCAUAAUCAUCGCCCAGAAGAUGCUCCAGAUCAGCAGUGCGGCUCCUCCUUCCAAGGUGAUCUUUAUCUCCUCCGACUCAGGAUCGACAGCGCUGUUCCGAGAUCAUGAAGAUGGGUUUGGUGCAUACGCAGCAAGCAAGGCUGCGUUAAACCAAAUGCUAAGACAUAUGGCCGCCGAACUGAAGAGAAAAGGGGAGAAGUGGCAGGAUGUGUGCGUAUUAGCGAUGCAUCCUGGGGAAGUACAGACGGACAUGGCGAACAUUGACCUCGACUGGGAGGUGGAAGGCAUCAUCAGCCCCAGCGAAAGUGUGACGAAGAUGUUGAUGGUGAUUGGGGAAAAAGAUAGAAAUGAUUCUGGGACAUUUUGGUGUUGGAAUGGGAGAGAGCACCCUUGGUAA
Molecule: messenger RNA, 759 nt
Organism: Rhinocladiella mackenziei CBS 650.93
Lineage: Eukaryota; Fungi; Ascomycota; Eurotiomycetes; Chaetothyriales; Herpotrichiellaceae
Exons: 6
Coding region: 1-759 (252 amino acids)
Molecular function (GO): oxidoreductase activity, acting on the CH-OH group of donors, NAD or NADP as acceptor
Source: RefSeq, a predicted model, not a curated record